Messenger RNA from Rhododendron vialii, 4472 nucleotides. Its product is annotated as LRR receptor-like serine/threonine-protein kinase EFR. The coding region runs from base 135 to 3200 and encodes 1021 amino acids. Gene Ontology annotation, molecular function: ATP binding; protein kinase activity; protein binding. The transcript is spliced from 2 exons. Gene Ontology annotation, biological process: protein phosphorylation. NCBI's taxonomy places the organism in Eukaryota, Viridiplantae, Streptophyta, Magnoliopsida, Ericales, Ericaceae. The record is from RefSeq and is a predicted model, not a curated record.
UAUCCUCACGACUUGGGAAGGGCCAAGUCAACAAGAAGUCUCCCUGAAUCGGACGUGAAUAUACAUGCACACAAGUGCGUGAGCAGUUGGCCCAACUUCCUCUAGCUCUUUCCAAUUCAUCCAGCCUUGUCGAGAUGAGAAAACUAAUAUCAUGCUUCAUCCUUGCUUACAUUGCCCUGUUUUUGUACCCAACAAAUUUCAAACCUUCUUCAGGAGCUGCUGCAUUAUCGAUAGGGAACGAAACCGACAGACUUGCAUUGCUUGCCUUCGAAGACAGAAUAACACAAGACCCACUCAAUGUCAUAACCUCAUGGAACACCUCCACCCAUUUCUGCAAGUGGCAGGGUGUUUCAUGCAGCACCCGACAUCCAGGCAGAGUCACCCUCCUUAAUUUAGCAGGCAAGAAGUUGACGGGAUCAUUACCCUCUCAAUUGGGAAACCUAAGCUUUCUCAGAGGAAAAAAUCUCGAAAACAACAGUUUUCAAGGCAUCAUUCCACAAGAGUUCGGUCGCUUGACGCGGCUUAAAUAUCUCAAUCUCAGCAGCAACGCAUUCCAAGGGGAGAUCCCAACCAACUUGUCCUACUGUUCUGAGAUUCAAUUCGUCUACUUGAGCUACAACAAUCUAGUAGGCAAAAUUCCGGAGGAGCUGAGCUCUUUAUCAACAAACAAACUCAAGUGGAUUAAACUAUCUGUUAAUGGACUCACCGGCAGCAUCCCACGUUGGUUAGGAAAUGUGUCUUCUCUGCUUGACUUGAGAAUGGCACGAAACUACUUCCAAGGAACCAUUCCAUCCGAACUAGGGAGACUACGGAAUUUGGAAGCUUUGACUGUUGCGGCAAACAAUUUAUGGGGGGAGAUUCCUCCUUCUAUCUACAAUAUUUCUUCACUCCUUUAUUUAGAUGUCAGCAUCAACCAAUUUUACGGGAAAAUCCCGCAAGAUAUUGGCUUCAAUCUUCCCAAUCUUCUCGGCAUCAAUGUCGCAGUAAACCAGUUCACCGGUCACUUGCCGAUUUCUUUAUCAAAUGCCUCAGGACUACGACAAAUGGGUUGUACUUAUUGUAAUUUUACAGGAACCAUGCUUACAAAUCUCGGAAGCUUAAAAGACCUAGUAAGGCUCACAGUUGGCGGAAAUCAACUAGAGACAGAUAAGGCAGAAGGAUUCAGCUUUCUAACUUCUUUGACUAACUGCAGCAACCUCCAAACACUAGACAUAGCAGGGAAUAGGUUCCAAGGUGAAUUACCCGCGUCAAUCGCUAAUUUCUCAACGACGCUGCAACAGCUUUUGGCAUUUAAUAACCAGAUAUCAGGGAGCAUACCUGAAGGAAUCACGAAUUUAAUUGGCCUUACGAGAUUGGAAAUAUCCACAAACUCGUUUACCGGUGAAAUUCCUGAGGGUAUAGGCAAACUUGAAAGACUGGGGGUUCUUCACCUAUCCAAUAACAGAAUUUCAGGGUCGGUUCCUGCAACAAUUGGAAACAUCACAACACUGCAGCGAUUAAAUUUGUUCGGAAAUAACUUGAGUGGAAACAUUCCUCCAAGUUUGGGAAAUUGCAAGCAACUCGAGGUACUACACCUCUCCGGCAACAACUUAACCGGUUUCAUACCAAAGGAAGUUGUAAGCGUUUCUACUACUCUUUCUUUCAACUUAUCACAGAAUUCUCUGACCGGACCCUUGCCCAUGGAGGUUGGUAACAUGAGCAAACUCAUCGAACUGGAUGUUUCGAAUAACAGAUUGUCCGGAGAAAUUCCUAGUACUCUUUCCAAGUGUAUAAUGCUGGAGUACCUUAGUUUGGGGGAUAACUUAUUCAGAGGGAGAAUUCCUCAGGCUUUGAGUGCUCUAAAGAGCCUUCAAUUCAUUGAUCUUUCCAGAAACAAAUUGUCAGGUCAAAUUCCAGCCUACUUGCAGAAUCUCUCUCUUCUAGAAAGUCUCAAUCUAUCUUACAAUUACCUCGACGGCGAGGUACCACACGAAGGGGUUUUUAGAAAUACAAGUGCAUUUUCAAUUGUUGGGGACAGAAAACUGUGUGGAGGCAUAAAGAGUUUGGGACUUCCUUCUUGUCAAAUACCUGUAACAAAGAAAAGAGGAACAACUCUUGCCAUCAAAAUAGCAAUUCCAGUAGCUACUUCAUGUUCAGUUCUGCUGGCAUUUUUAUUAGUCUGUUUAUACAGGAACAAGAGACCAGAAAGCAGCCCUUCAACCAUGCCUCCCUUGGAUGAAAUGUUUAGACAAGUUUCUUAUGCAGAGAUUGUCCAAGCAACGAACCAGUUCUCAUCAUCUAACUUGAUUGGUGACGGACGUUACGGUUUUGUCUAUAGAGGUGUUUUGGGUAAUGAAGGAACGGUUGUGGCAGUGAAGGUGCUCAAGCUUACAGAGAAAGGAGCUGCCAAGAGUUUUAAGGCUGAAUGCAAUGCACUGAGAAAUAUUCGACACCGGAACCUCAUCAAGAUAAUUACCACUUGUUCAAGUAUCGAUUCCAAAGGGGACGAUUUCAAGGCGCUAAUUUUCGAGUUCAUGCCCAACGGAAGCCUUGAGGAGUGGCUGCACCAAAGUGAAGGUGAUCAGAAUGAACACCCAAGAAGUUUAAGUCUGACUCAGAGACUAAGCAUAGCAAUUGAUACGGCAUCUGCACUGGAGUAUCUUCACCAUCACUUUGGAGCAGCGAUUGUUCACGGUGAUCUGAAGCCAAGUAAUAUUCUGCUUGGUCAUGACAUGACUGCUCGUGUGGGUGAUUUUGGAUUAGCAAGCUUUUUGUCAGGUGGCCUCCCACCCACUGUUUCUCAAGCUGAAACAAGUUCAACUGGGAUAAGAGGAACCAUUGGCUACGUUGCUCCUGAGUAUGGCAUGGGAAGUAAGGCAUCGAUUCAGGGAGAUGUCUACAGCUUCGGAAUUCUCUUACUGGAGAUGUUUACAGGAAGAAAACCUACAGAUACGACAUUUGACGAUGGUCAGAACAUACAUCAGUUUACUAAGGCUGCAUUGCCUGAAAGAGUGAUGGAGAUUGUUGAAACUUCUCUGUUUUCAGAAGUUGGCGGUGAUGACAAUGACAACAAUACGAGGGAAGGAAAAAUCAAGGAUUGCUUGGUUGCAGUGUUGACAAUGGGAGUUUCUUGCUCAAUGGAACCACCGGGGGAACAAAUGGACAUGAGAGAUGUGGUAGCAGAGUUGUGUAGAAUUAGGACCAAAACUUUUCGCCAUUAGGAAAUUGAUUGUGAUGAGAAAAAAAGGAGGGAACAAGGAAAAUGAUUUUCUCCCUCUUGUUCUGAUGCCGGUCAAAGUUCUUGAAGUCAUUCAAGAAGUCAUUGAGUCGAUCGAUGAGUCUAUUUAAGUUUCUAAGUGUCUUUUAAGUUUUAAAGAGUCUUCCUAGUUUUUAGAAAGUCAAUUGCCUUUAUUUUUCAUGAAGUUCUAAUCUUGGAAAUCUAUGUUUAUUUUUCCUAUGUUGGAGAGAUAUUCCAACAGGUCCUGUAUAUAUCAUUUGCUAUGAAUGAAAUUAGUAGUUUUGAGUGUGUUUUGAGAAAACAUUUGCUUUAUCUUCUUGUUUACAGCUCUUAUCUCUUAGGUCGAUUCCUUAGAGUGGCGAGUAUAUACAGCUCUGUAUCUCUCGUUAAAUCCUCGAGUGGUGUUAUUCUGUAUUCCGUUGGGUUCCUAACAUAGAUGGUGAGCUUUAUCUUUUUACCCCUUUAUAAUUUUCUUUUCUUCCUUCCAAAUAUCCGCCAUCAUGUUCUAUACAGAAACAGGAAAUAAAAUACGGAACUCUCCAUCUUUCCUUAGACUAUUUCUCUUUACAUUUCCUUUCAAGUACCAAACACUGUCUCAACUUACUGGCAACAUACCUUCACUUUCAAUAUGCCCUAUCCUAAUUCCUAAUCAUAGUACAAUAUGAAUUAGGGUGAAAGGGACAAAAGGGGAGGCGGAUAGUGAUGACUAGCGGAUAAUAUAGAGAGAACUUAAUUUGGUUUAUGUUGAUAUGAAACAAAAGUAUUUUGGAAUUAGAUAUUUGAUCCCUUCAGUGGCAGAAAAAGGAACAUAUUUUGGCAUUAUCAUCACCCGUUUAGUUCUUCUACUACCAAUCACUGAAUUUCAAAUCUCGUCACUCUUGCAUGUACUCAGCGUGGAGGGAAGUUCCCUAACAAGAAAAAUUCCAGAUUACAUUAUUGGAAAGCUAUCGAACUUGAAAUGCCUGCAUUUUGAGUCAAAUCUACUGAUUGGGUAGUUUCACAUUUCCCUUGGCAACGACAUUCAGUUGUUGGGAAUUUAUCUUGAAAAUAACAGCUUACGUGGAAGCACAUCUUGAAGUUUAGCAAACUGUCAAAGCCUACUGACAUUGAACCUUUCUCAAAAUAAACUCAAUGGUACCAUACCUGAACCACUAUUUUCCCUUACCUCCCUCUCAAUAAUUCUUAACGUUUCACAUAAUUCUUUGACCGAGACCUUGCCGAUACGACAUUGGAAACUUGACAAAUCUCACUGCUC